Molecule: messenger RNA, 970 nt
Organism: Aspergillus novofumigatus IBT 16806
Lineage: Eukaryota; Fungi; Ascomycota; Eurotiomycetes; Eurotiales; Aspergillaceae
Exons: 3
Coding region: 51-800 (249 amino acids)
Molecular function (GO): lyase activity
Source: RefSeq, a predicted model, not a curated record
UAUAAAGCACUCAUUCUCUGUUUAUAUUUUCAGAAUCAACCAAAACUAUCAUGUCUAAUUUCGAACUGGCACAAAAGGUUCGGCAUCUCAUCGUUCAACCCGCCGACCAACGACAGAACCCACCCGAGAGUUACCUCUUCGUCCAAGAUGGCCUCAUCAUCAGCUGCGGUGUGCUCUAUGCACUCUGCUACAUAUUCUGCAUGAUACGAACCUAUUCCGAUAAGACCUACCCAGGUGCGCGCUGGGGAGGUAUCCAGCUCCUUUGCUUGACAAUGGCGUAUGAGAUCUUCUACGCCUUUACGACAACAUCUACUCGUUUUGAGAAGCUGGCGUUUCUGGCUUGGUUUGAGCUCGAUCUGAGUUUUGUGAUUGUUGCGCUUCGGAAGGCUCAUACCCCGGCUCAGCGACGAGUCCUCUGUCGGAAUAUGAUCCUGGGUUGUCUGGCAGCAAUUGCAUUCCUCUGGAUGUUGACUAGGAGAUAUCCGGAUGAGCGGGAGCAGGUCACCGCGUAUUGGACUGGAAUCAUCCUGCAGCUUCCUAUUGGCUGGAUAUGUCUGUAUCAUUUGUGGAAGGAUCAUAGCACAAAGGGCCAUUCUCUUGAAAUAUGGCUCACGAGGUACUUGGGCUGCUUUACAGCCUAUGGCGUCUUCCUCUGGCGAUACUUUAAUGUCCCUCAGAACUGGGCGUAUGUCUGGACGCCCUGGAGCAUUGGGAUUAUUAUCGUCACUCUCAUUCCCGAGACGAUCUAUCCACUUGUUUAUGUCUGGGUGCACAAGACGCAAAAGGACAAGAGGGCAUAAGGUUUAUUCUCUUGACUAAUUGAGUCGCAGUCAGCUCUAUUCCUACCAUAUUCUACUGAGGCACUACAUAGCUGGAAUAUAAACAGAGUCAAUAUAGUGGACGUCCGGAAUAAACUAGCCAUUAACUGAGUGCCGCGCCAGGACCACAAUUCCUCUAGUUUGCAAUUAGG